This is a messenger RNA of Penicillium brevicompactum, 339 nucleotides long. RefSeq lists its product as uncharacterized. The transcript has a single exon. Lineage: Eukaryota; Fungi; Ascomycota; Eurotiomycetes; Eurotiales; Aspergillaceae. The record is from RefSeq and is a predicted model, not a curated record. Bases 1 to 339 code for a protein of 112 amino acids.
AUGGCCCGUCGAAAGAAGCUUGUUGACGCCGGAGAAGGCGAGCCCCCACAGGAAACCCCUCCGCCCAAGAGCUCUCGCAAGAAGGCCUCCUCACCAUCAGUCGGACCUGCAGUGGAACCUGCAGGGCCCUCGCCCAUCACCCCAAAGAAACCAAAGACAGCCAAGCGUCAGCUAGAUGACAGCCAGACGUCGUUGGAAGAAACAACACCUACUCCGAAGAAGCGAGCUACGCCCAAGAAAGUCACCACGCCAAAAGACCCACAGACUAUGGCUAAUGACAGAGUCUCUCGGGCUCGCACUCAGAAGCAGGUGGUUCCCAACUUGAGUUUAUUUACUUGA